UUUGAUUUUUAUAUUGCUGCCUAUUAUCGAUUUCGUUGUUUUUAAAUCGAAAAAUCGAUUAGUCGAACACGGGUUAUUGGGAAUCAGAAGAUGUCUAAGUACCUUGGACUGGACCGUUUGGGCAAACUUUUUCAGAUCGUUCGUCAAAAUGGCGGUCUGAAAAAUACCUAUCUCAAAUUGUAUAGAAAUGAUGAUUUGAAACUCGGCACUUUGGUUGGAACUGACAAGUAUGGCAAUAAGUACUAUGAGAAUCCUUACUACUUUUAUGGUAGAAAUCGUUGGGUUGAAUUUGCUGACCAUGUGAAUAUGGAUUACGAUGGCUCACAAAUUCCGGCUGAGUGGUUUGGUUGGAUGCAUUAUAAGACCGAUUUGCCUCCCAUUCGCGACGGCAAACGCCCUAAAUAUAAAUGGAUGGCUGACCACAGCGAAAAUCAUUCAGGAACUGAAGAGCAAUAUAUGCCAUAUUCCACCACCCGCCCAAAAAUUGAAGCUUGGGAUCCCAAAAAAGGCUCAGGUUCCAAGUAAACUAAUGGAUUGUGUUCCAGCAGGAUGGUGCAAGUUGUUAGUAUAAUUUUAAAUGUAAAAAAAAUAUUUUCAAAAAUAUUUAGAAAUAAAAACCUGUAAAAUGUAACAAUGCAAAGUUUAUACAUA
Molecule: messenger RNA, 651 nt
Organism: Stomoxys calcitrans (stable fly)
Lineage: Eukaryota; Metazoa; Arthropoda; Insecta; Diptera; Muscidae
Gene: ND-B17.2
Product: probable NADH dehydrogenase [ubiquinone] 1 alpha subcomplex subunit 12
Exons: 5
Coding region: 91-525 (144 amino acids)
Biological process (GO): response to oxidative stress; mitochondrial respiratory chain complex I assembly
Cellular component (GO): membrane
Source: RefSeq, a predicted model, not a curated record